GGUGUGGACACUGUCAACGUCUGCAGCCAACAUGGAAUGAUCUGGCAGACAAAUACAACAGCAUGGAAACUCCACAAGUCUAUGUUGUUAAAGUAGACUGUACUAAAGAUACUCCCGUGUGCUCUGAAUUUGAUGUCCGAGGAUACCCCACCCUAAAGCUGCUUCAGCCAGGUCAAGAACCUCUGAAAUACCAGGGGCCUAGAGACUUCCAGACGCUGGAAAACUGGAUGCUGCAGAAACUAAAUGAGGAACCAGUUGAACAAGAAUCUGACCUGGAACCACCAAAAGGCCCUGAACCUAAACAAGGACUGUAUGAACUCUCAGCAGGCAACUUCAAGAUGCAUGUAGCAGAAGGGAAUCACUUUAUCAAGUUCUUUGCCCCUUGGUGUGGCCAUUGCAAGGCCUUGGCCCCAACCUGGGAACAGCUGGCGUCAGUCUUUGAACAUUCUGACAUUGUCAAAGUUGGCAAGGUUGAUUGUACUCAGCAUUCUGAAGUCUGCUCUGAGAACCAAGUUCGAGGAUAUCCCACCCUCCUCUGGUUUACGAAUGGUGAAAAGGCUGACCAGUAUAAAGGAAAGAGAGAUUUGGAUUCCUUAAAGGAAUAUGUAGAUUCCCAACUACAGAACUCCAAGAAGGCACCAGCUGCUGAUAAACCACCUGAAGGUCCACAGCAGCCUCCAGGACCCAUCCACGUUGAUUCUACAGUCCUGUCUCUCUCUGAAAAAGACUUUGACCAAACUGUUGCAAAGGGGGUCACCUUUAUUAAGUUCUACGCUCCGUGGUGUGGUCACUGUAAGAACUUGGCUCCAACUUGGGAGAACCUCUCCAAAGAGCAAUUUCCAGGUUUGAAUGAUGUUAAAAUAGCCAAAGUAGACUGCACUGCUGAACAGAACGUCUGCAGCAGAUUUUCUGUACGUGGCUAUCCAACACUUUUGCUCUUCCGAGGUGGACAGAAAGUCAGCGAACACAAUGGAGCCAGAGAUCUUAAAUCGCUGCAUAAUUUUGUCUUGCGGCAGGCAAGAGAUGAAUUGUAAAACACGUUUGGAUACUUAUGCCUUGGCUGUUCUUGUACAGUAGCUGUGGGAGUUAAAUCACAUCCAUAGUACUGAUUUGCGAAGUGUUUUUUUUGGAAAACCAAAUGUACUGAACUGUGGUAUCUUCCGUGUGUGUGUGUGUGUGUGUGUGUUAAAACCACUGUACUGACUCUUGUGAUGCUUGUUGAGGAAAACUCGUAACAAAUAGUUACUGUCCAAUUGGAUAAUAUGUUUAGCAUCAGUUGUAUUAGUGCGUUUCUGUCUUCCUGUGAAGUGUAAAUGGUUUGCUUUGAGACUAAAAUAGAUGAGGAAAAUCAGAUUAAGGGAACUGGUAGAUUAUUUUUGUCUUCAGGUUGGAUUUGGCUAAAAACUUGCUACCCAAGUACCCCUUACAAACUGCCCACCGUUACUAGAAAGGUGAAAGCCACAGCUAUAUUAACAAACAUUGCCUUUUCAACUGAAGCUAAAAACUUCAUUUGUCUUAAUAUAGCUGCUGAUUAAGAAAUGGAAAGUAAUAGGAGGUUGAGAAAGAAAACACACACACACACACACACACACACACUCACACUUGGAAGAUACCAGGCCAUUAUUACCUUCUCAUUUCCUGGUAAUAUUCUCUCAUCCUGGGAGGUCUAGCCAUAAUGAAAGUAAUGGUACUUUUAAUACGUGCCUGAAUAUUACGGUUGCCAUAGUGUACGUGUACAUCAGGUGGAUUUUUAUAACUGUUCAAGCAGGAUACUCCUGUUCAGCUGGAGACUUGAGUUUAUGCUCUUUUUACAUGUAGCUAAAAUGAAUGAACUAUUGUAACUAACUUCCUUAGGAUGAAUAGAUCAGUUAGAGCUGAUGACAUCUCCUAGAAAAGCAGAAAUGCAUUUAGAAACAGUUCUGGUUUCUGUACCAUAUUUGUUAAACUCACCUGCCCCAAGAUCUUGAAUUCAUCUCCCCUCCUGCUGCUUAUUUUUUACUACUUAAUGUAGUGGAACAAUGCUUUAGUUUUUGAGCAGUUGUCUCACAGUAACGAGAAGCAGAACUUGUCUACAACAUUUUUCCAGUUCCUUUUGAGCCUUAAGCAUCUCUUCCAAAAUGUCAUUGUUGCUUCAUAUAUGAAUGUUACGGUCUUUCCCGUUGUGUUGCCUUGAAUGAAAUUACUGAUGUAAGAUGUUCCAUAUGUUAGACAUAAGCCAAAGAAUUUACAAUGCAGGAAAAAGGUGCAGCUGCAAAUCAAGGGCUAAAUGCUGCCCUCCCAUAUGUACAGAAACUCAGUUACAGGUGUCUACCGGCAACGCUUGACUAAGUCAAGACACUCUUUGUGUCCAUCGUAUGGAGCAGUGAAAGUCACCUUUUUAAUCGCUAAAUUACUCCUUUGACUUCACCUUAUGCUAUCUGUCAAGAGUGAAAAAUGUACGGGUGGAAAGUUUACAAUAAGAGCUCAGUCUUAUAUGGCAGAUGUAUUCGAUCAGAGUGUACGCUUCUGUCUUAAAAGGAAGCCUUUAUUAACCAUAUUAAACAAAACAACAUUUCUAGUGAAGCACAAUCUCAUGAGUGGCCCAACCUUUGCCUCAUGAGUUUCUUGUAUAAAAUCAAAGUGGUACAAUUGUUUACACUGAGAUUUUCUAAAUAAAAACUUUUUU
Messenger RNA from Gavialis gangeticus (Gharial), 2665 nucleotides. RefSeq names its product thioredoxin domain containing 5 (gene TXNDC5). The record is from RefSeq and is a predicted model, not a curated record. The transcript has 9 exons. Gene Ontology annotation, biological process: protein folding. Bases 63 to 1034 code for a protein of 323 amino acids. Lineage: Eukaryota; Metazoa; Chordata; Crocodylia; Gavialidae. Gene Ontology annotation, molecular function: protein disulfide isomerase activity. Gene Ontology annotation, cellular component: endoplasmic reticulum.